Molecule: messenger RNA, 836 nt
Organism: Bipolaris sorokiniana ND90Pr
Lineage: Eukaryota; Fungi; Ascomycota; Dothideomycetes; Pleosporales; Pleosporaceae
Exons: 2
Coding region: 86-568 (160 amino acids)
Biological process (GO): regulation of DNA-templated transcription; protein folding
Cellular component (GO): cytoplasm; prefoldin complex
Source: RefSeq, a predicted model, not a curated record
CCUUGCCCAUGUAAACUUUCCGCCGACCUUCACAAACCCGCGCCCAGCAAAGCUCCGCGUAACCACCACCACUAACCCGCACACCAUGGCCUCAAAGCAAGGCGGCCAACCCGGCCAAAUCGAAAUAACCUCCCUCCCCGUCCCCCGCCUGCAAGAACUAAAAACCCAACUCGACGCCGAACUCACCCACCUCUCCAACUCCUUCCAAUCCCUGCGCACCGCGCAGUCGAAAUUCAAAGACUGCCUCACCUCCAUAACCACGGGCCUCACGGCCAGCACAACAAACAAGCCGCUGCUCGUGCCCCUCACAUCAUCACUGUACGUGCCGGGCAAGCUGACAGACCAUGAGCAUGUGCUUGUAGACGUUGGUACGGGGUUUUUUGUGGAAAAAGAUAUUCCGGGUGCGAAAGAUUUUUACGAGAGAAAAGUUAAGGAUCUGGGGGAGAGUUUGAAGGAUUUGGAGCAGGUGGUGCAGGGGAAGGCGCAGAAUGUGAGGAUGGUGGAGGAGGUGAUUCGGUUGAAGGUUAUGAGUGCUCAGGAGAGUAAGGGGGAGGAGCAGGGGAGCUGAAAAUAGAGAGUCAUGGAAUGAGAGUAUGACUCUUUACUUGGUUGACGGCAUUGAUUGGAAACAUGGGAUACUUGGAGAAAAGACAGUUGUAGCUGUGUACAAUGAGGUCUGGAAAUGGCCUAUGAAACUAAAGUUGGAUGGUGUAAAUGAAGUAUACUCUAUACUUCAGGUUGCAAAAUCUCGAAACCGAAUGCAUACCCCUCAAUGCACACCUUCUCAUCCGUUUCCGACGUUCGCAUAGUGCCGGUUCCUAUCCUCAUAUAGCAAC